This is a messenger RNA of Pungitius pungitius (ninespine stickleback), 4369 nucleotides long. It is a transcript of the gene scube2, whose product is annotated as signal peptide, CUB domain, EGF-like 2. Gene Ontology annotation, biological process: signal transduction. Bases 597 to 3659 code for a protein of 1020 amino acids. The transcript is spliced from 23 exons. Gene Ontology annotation, molecular function: calcium ion binding. NCBI's taxonomy places the organism in Eukaryota, Metazoa, Chordata, Actinopteri, Perciformes, Gasterosteidae. Gene Ontology annotation, cellular component: cell surface. The record is from RefSeq and is a predicted model, not a curated record.
CCAUGUCGUUUGGCCGAUAGUGGUCUUCCCGGACAAACCUAAACUAACUAGAAGGUAACUUUAGCUAAAGUGGCGAACCAUUCCUCAAAGACCAGAGCCCUUCAUGUUUAAUUGUGGCUUUAUGUGCAUUCCGCCUUUUUUUUAACCCAUGCAACCUGACGUGGUUGACUUUGAAACGGACACCAAAGUCCAUGUUUACAAAAGCGGACACUUAAAAAUGGCUCAAUCCCGUCGAAUUUACCAAUUGAUAACCGGUCCUUGCUUUCAAAAUAAAAGCCUAUUUAGUGCAGAGCGCUUGUAACGUUUUAUGCAAAGUCUCGACAUCUCCGCUCUUCCACUGGCCAUCUCACCGACUUGACAUCAGCCCUGCUUCACCCUGACAACAUGUACGCGCUCCACGCUCGUAGUCUCUCCAACACACACACAGACUCACGGACGCGCGCGCACGCACACGCACUUCCUCACUCCUUUCUCUUUUCAAAAGCCCCUUGUGAAGCAGAUUGACAGGCUAGAAUGAAAAUGAGGCGGACGCUCGCUCACGGCUUCAGUGCGUACGCGUCCUUUUGAGAAGACCUCUAAACUUGGAUCAUAUCACCAUGGGAGCUAUUUGGGCUGCAAGGAACUUUUGUUUGUUUUUGCUCUUGUUAAAUAGUCGCCAAAGCGCAGCGCUUCCAAAUAUUCGAGACCCAUGUGAAGAAGGAAGUGAUGGCUGUCACAUCGAUGCUAUUUGUCAGACUACCCAAGGCUCAUACAAGUGCUCGUGUAAAGCAGGUUAUAAAGGAGAUGGAAAACACUGUGAAGACAUCGAUGAAUGUGACUUGGAGUACAAUGGCGGCUGUGUACAUGAGUGCAACAAUAUACCAGGCAAUUAUCGGUGCACUUGUUAUGACGGAUUCAAUUUGGCACAUGACGGACAUAACUGUCUAGAUGUGGAUGAAUGCAAGUUCAACAAUGGAGGGUGCCAACACACUUGUGUUAACACCAUGGGCAGCUACGAGUGCCGCUGCAAAGAUGGGUUCUUCCUCAGCGACAACCAGCACACAUGCAUCCACCGCUCUGUUGAGGGCCUCAACUGUAUGAAUAAGGAGCACGGCUGCACCCACAUCUGCAAAGAGACACCCAAGGGGGGUGUGGCCUGCGAGUGUCGUCCAGGGUUCGAGCUGGCCAGGAACCAGAGAGGCUGCAUCUUAACUUGUAACCAUGGCAACGGAGGCUGCCAGCACACCUGCGAGGACACGGAAAACGGCCCCAUAUGCAGGUGUCACGUCAGGUACAACCUGCAGCCUGACAAGAGGUCGUGUGUAGAACGAGAUGAGGCCACCACAGAGUCCGCGGAGCACAACGCCACUUCCUUCACUGAGGUGGACAAACGGGUCAAGCGAAGGCUGUUAAUGGAAACCUGCACAUCAAACAAUGGGGGGUGCGACUGCACCUGUAAAGACACAUCCACAGGUGUGCGCUGCAGCUGCCCGGUCGGCUUCACACUGCAGCCGGAUGGAAAGACAUGCAAAGAUAUUGACGAGUGUGAACCUCACAACGGCGGCUGUGAACACUCCUGCAGGAACACCAUCGGCAGCUUUGAGUGCAACUGCAGGAAAGGCUUCAAACUGCUGACGGAUGAGCGUUCAUGUCAAGAUAUAGAUGAAUGUUUUUUUGAGCGGACAUGUGGUCACACGUGUGUGAACUCCCCUGGUGGUUUUCAAUGCCUGUGCAACAAAGGCUACACCAUGUAUGGGCUGGCCCACUGCGGAGAUAUAAACGAAUGCAGUGUGAACAAUGGUGGUUGUGAGCAGGGUUGUGAGAACACCGUGGGUGGAUUUGAGUGCGUCUGCCGUCCUGGUUAUAAGCUGCACUGGAACAAAAAGGAUUGCAUUGAGGCUGAGGGUUUCCCGCCCACUAAACCCCCUUCUAAACCUACCUUGAACUGUAGUAAGCAGGAGGGAGGGGACCGCUGCUCCCUGACCUGCCAGUCCCAAGUUCACAUCAGCAGCGGGACGGAGGAUUCUUACACGGUGACCUGUGGAAUGCCUCUGCCCUGCUUGGCUGACGCACAAAGGAACGACAGCGGCUUGCGUUGCUUAGGUCCAGAAAUGGCCAGUGUCCCACGCAUCAAGACCACGGCCACUUUCAAGUCUGGCACUACAAAGUGCAACUUAAAAAGAAGUCAGGAGAAGCUCAAAGAGAGCUUAAACUCUCCACACUCAGAUAGCAGGUUCCUCUUCACUGAAAAUGUCCAGUUCAGCUAUGUGAGCCUGCGCUGCUCCUCGUCCGUGCCGCGAAUGCGUAGCCGCCACGGCAGGAAAGCCGGCGAGGAGGACGUCUCCUCAAUAACAGCUGAGUUUGAGCUGGAUGUGAACCUAGAGGAGGUAACAGCAGAAAGCUGUGACCUGAACUGUGUGCGCCGGCGUGCAGAGAAGAGGCUCAGGAAGACCAUCAGGACCCUGAGGAAGUCCAUCAACCGGGAACAGUUCCACCUGCACUUCGCCGGGUCUGACUACGAGCUCGCCACGGGUCUGGGCAAGCCGGCAGGACUACCCGGACACUGUGUGGCGGGACAGGUGCUGGUGGGCAGGAAGUGUGUGAGCUGCAGCGUUGGGACUUACUACGACGGAGAUCAGGGAAGGUGUGUUUUGUGUCCAUCUGGAACGUAUCAGGAUGAGGAGGCACAGAUGUCCUGUGAAGUUUGUCCCGGACCCGAAGGAAGAGACGUCUCCAAGGUAGUCGGAGCCCGAAACAUGUCAGAGUGUGGAGGUCAGUGUCCCCCAGGUCAGUACUCUCAUGACGGCUUCACCCCGUGCCUGCUCUGUCCACUGGGAGCGUACCAGCCAGAAGUGGGACGCACCAACUGCUUCCCUUGUGGAGGGAACCUGGUCACCAAGCGCAUCGGCGCUGUUACCUUUCAGGAGUGUGAGACCAAAGUCCAGUGCUCUCCCGGACAUUACUAUAACACCAGCACACACCGCUGCAUCCGUUGCCCCGUAGGCACGUAUCAAGGAGAGUUUGGGCGAAACUACUGCGUCUCCUGCCCUGGAAAUACCACCACCGACUUUGACGGCUCCACCUACUUCAUGCAAUGCAAAAACCGACAAUGUGGAGGAGAGCUUGGGGAUUUUACUGGCUUCAUCGAGUCCCCAAACUACCCAGGGAACUACCCGGCCAAUGUGGAGUGCACCUGGACCAUCAACCCGCCGCCCAAACGCAGGAUCCUCAUUGUGGUCCCAGAAAUCUUUCUGCCUAUAGAGGACGAGUGCGGCGACUACUUAGUGAUGAGAAAGAGCUCUCUGUCCAACUCGGUGACAACCUACGAGACUUGUCAGACAUACGAACGUCCCAUCGCUUUCACGUCCCGCUCCAAGCGACUCUGGAUACAGUUUAGGUCCAACGAGGGAAACAGUGGGAAAGGUUUCCAGGUCCCUUAUGUGACAUACGAUGAGGACUACCAGGAAUUGAUAGAAGACAUAGUCAGAGAUGGAAGAUUGUACGCUUCAGAGAAUCACCAGGAAAUUCUAAAGGACAAGAAACUCAUGAGGGCGCUGUUUGAUGUUCUGGCUCACCCACAGAACUUCUUCAACUACACAGCACAGGAGUCAAGAGAAAUGUUCCCCAAAUCAUUUAUCCGCUUCCUGCGCUCCAAAGUCCUGAGAUUUCUUCGCCCUUAGAACAUGAGGGUAAUGGAAAAUUUCACUGAAAACCCUCUAGACCAGAUACUGGCACCCAAAAUCUGUUUUAUCCACGGACACCUUGUAAAGUAUUCUGUAGCUAUCUGUUUUCACAUAGAGUGACACUACAGUGGACUACACACUUGAUAAAACUGAUCCUGAAAAGUGGUGAAACAUUUGCUGAUUGAAUCAUUAUGCAAAAAAAACAAAUACUGUAGCUAAACAGAUAUACUACCCUGAAUGUCAGUGAUGCUGUGUAUAUAGAGUGUGUAUCUAGUUUUAACACUACUUUCACAGGUAGAGCUUAAUUGAAAGAAAAACUGCAAAAUGUCAGAAAAAAAAUAUAGCACAAAUGUUUUCUCGGGAACAUUAGCACUACUUAAGAAGUAGUGGCACCACAAAAGCAAUUAUUCUGAUGAAUGUUUUGUAUAUAAUGUAAAAAGUUUGAGGUGAAACGCUAAUGUAAUGUAGUAACUACGUACAUUUUUGACAGUCAAGCAUUGCUGCAAAUUCUGGUGGCUCAUGUAUAUGAUGCCUCAAGGUGUGCAGAUGAUAACUUACACCAGUAUGCAUCAAUAUAUUUUUAUACCGUUUACUAGAGACCAAAGAGAACUGUUCAGAGUACAUUCAAAUAAAUGAAAAGUCCUGUAAAAUACAAUUGAGCUAUUCACCUGUCUUAGAUAACAUAUGUAUGUAUAUUUUCUAUGGUU